AGUCGUGUUUGGAUCUGGCACCAAAUUUAUUGUAUCUCACACAGUUCGUUUGAGCGUCAUUUCAGUUUUUUUGUAUUUAUUUUUGUGUUCGUCUCAAACCCCCCACAUACCUCAUACGUUUGUAAUUUUGUCAAAAUUUUUGGACUUGAAUUGUAGGAAUAUUUUCGUUAGCUCAAUCAAUUACACCAAUUCAAAUUGCAACGUUUGUGAAGUCAACCAACGUCAAGUUGGCAAAAGAAAAUAACACCAAAGACGCACGAACGCACAGCAGAGUCCAGUCGUGAAUCGGUUACGUAUAUUUAGAUAGAAAUCAUGUCAAAAUUCAGCGUGGGCGGACGCCAGUUGAGUACCCGCUCCUCGGACGUCGAUGCCUUGGCCCAGCGCGGCUACAACGUGGGCCACAAGAUCGGCGAGGGCUCCUAUGCCACUGUGAUCACCGCCGGCUAUUCGGACGAGGCCGGUCAUGGCGUCCAUUUGGCCUGCAAGAUCAUCGACAAGGCUCGGGCGCCCGCUGACUUUGUGAACAAGUUCUUUCCGCGCGAGCUGGACAUCCUGACGAAGAUCGACCAUCCGAACAUCAUCCAGAUCCACAGCAUACUGCAGCGCGGCCCCAAGAUCUUCAUCUUCAUGCGGUUCGCCGAGAACGGUGACCUGCUGUCGCACAUCAAGAAGAUGGGUCCCAUCGAUGAGAAGCAGUCGCGGAUCUGGUUCCUGCAGAUGGCCAAGGCCCUGCGGUAUCUGCACAACAUCGACAUUGCCCAUCGCGAUCUCAAGUGCGAGAACAUUCUGCUGUCGAAGCGCCUCAAUAUCAAGCUGGCCGACUUUGGCUUCGCUCGCUACUGCCGCGACGAUGGCGGCCUCGAGAUGAAGUCGGACACGUACUGCGGUUCGGCGGCCUAUGCCGCACCCGAGGUGGUGGCCGGACAGCCCUACGAUCCGAAGGUGGCCGAUGCCUGGUCAUUGGGCGUCAUUCUGUUCAUCAUGAUGAACGCCAAGAUGCCCUUCGAUGACAGCAACCUGACCAAGCUGCUGGAGGAUCAGCGCAAUCGCAAGUUCGCCUUCCGUCGCAAGCUGCAGGAGAGCAUCACGGCACCCGCCAAGGCCACCGUCUCUGUUCUGCUGGAGCCGGAGUCGACUGCUCGCUGGAAUCUGCGCGAGAUCCUCAAGUGCUCCUGGCUGCGCAAUGUUGACGAUAAGCCCGAGUCAUCAAACACCUAGAGAGAGGCGACACACCUCCCUCCCUCUUCCCUCUCCACCGUAAACCUGCAGAGCGUGCCGUGUUGAUUUCACAGAUAGUGUGUAUAAGCUAAAGUUAAUACGGAAAUUCUUUGGUCAUUUUUCCGAUUAUCGCCCCCCACUUAACCACCCCCACAUAUAUCCUUCCCUCCGAAAUGUAAUAAUGUCUGUUAAUGCAACGAACUAAUAAUAGUCCAGUAAAUCAAUUCACUAUCUCUCUUCGCUGGCUGCCU
This is a messenger RNA of Drosophila obscura, 1469 nucleotides long. RefSeq names its product testis-specific serine/threonine-protein kinase 1 (gene Tssk). Bases 313 to 1218 code for a protein of 301 amino acids. Gene Ontology annotation, molecular function: protein serine/threonine kinase activity; tau-protein kinase activity; ATP binding. Gene Ontology annotation, biological process: protein phosphorylation; microtubule cytoskeleton organization; intracellular signal transduction. The transcript has 2 exons. Lineage: Eukaryota; Metazoa; Arthropoda; Insecta; Diptera; Drosophilidae. The record is from RefSeq and is a predicted model, not a curated record. Gene Ontology annotation, cellular component: cytoplasm.